AUGAUCCCCAAAUUCCAAAUUGCUGCGGCUGGCUUCUCGUUCUUUUGCGCCGGCGUUGACGGUGCCACUCUCGGACCUCUCCUUCCAUACAUCAUACAGUCAUUCACGAUUAACGAAGGUGAGGUUGCUAUAAUCUAUGCAUGUAUCUUUGCAGGAUGGGUCAUCGCCGCCGUGACAAAUUUGUUUCUUGCCACGAAGCUAUCUUUCUCCUCUCUCUUGACGCUUGGCGCUACACUCCAGCUUGUGGCGCAAUGUCUGCGCCCGUGGGCAUCUCAGCCAGUAUUCUUCAUAAGCUUUGCCGUUCAGGCUGUCGGUAUGGGCUAUCAGGAUACACAUGCUAAUGCUUGGGCAAGCGGGCUUCCGAAUGCUCACCGCUGCCUGGGCUUUAUCCAUGCCAUGUUUGCCCUAGGCUGCCUUGUUGGACCUUUAGUCGCGACGGCGAUCGCAACAGCCACAGGGUCGGGUCAUUCUACAACAAAUGGAAUCGAGGCUUGGAGGAUGGGGUAUUUCCAACUCAUCGGUAUUCAUGGUCUCAACCUGAUUGGCAUGCUCCUUGCUUUCGGUAACCCACUGAGACGGUGGAAGACACUCGAGGUCGCCAUUCCUCAAGCCUCUGCUACCGGCACUGCUGACUCAGACGUUAUUCAACAACGCAAUAAAGAUGCCCUUCGCGAUAUUGGGCAACUCCUCAAGAUGAAGAAUUUCUGGCUUAUCGGUGGCUUUUACCUUUUCAACUGCGGUGCAUGGUCUGCUGCUGGGGGAUGGGUAGUAGAGUACCUUGUAGCCCAUCGCGAUGGUGUUCUCGAAAAGGUCGGAUAUGUCCCCACAGGCUUCUGGGCUGGCCUGUUCCUCGGUCGUUUGCUCCUGGCUGAGCCGACACAUCGCUUUGGCGAGCAAAGGUCCAUCAUGUGCCUCAGUGCUGUGUGCUUAAUAUUUCAUCUCUUGUUUUGGCUUGUCCCGAAUCUAGUUGCAAGUGCUGUGGCCUUCUCCUUCAUGGGAUUCUUUUUCGGCCCCUUCUUUGCUACUGGUAUGAGUGUUGCAUCAAGAAUGUUUCCACGCAAGAUUCAGUCAAUGGCUUUGGGCCUCGUUUUUGUCCUCGCCCAGGCCGGUGCUGCCAUAUUUCCAUCCGUUACCGGACUGAUCGCCACACGAGCCGGGGUUCAAGUGCUUCAACCAGUCAUCUUGGGCCUUAUAAUAGGCGGUGCUGUCUGCUGGUGGUUUAUUCCAAGGAUACCGGAGCGCAUGGACGAACCGUCGGACUAA
Fusarium graminearum PH-1 is the source of this 1263-nucleotide messenger RNA. RefSeq lists its product as uncharacterized. Gene Ontology annotation, molecular function: transmembrane transporter activity. The transcript is spliced from 4 exons. Gene Ontology annotation, cellular component: membrane. The coding region runs from base 1 to 1263 and encodes 420 amino acids. Gene Ontology annotation, biological process: transmembrane transport. The record is from RefSeq and is a predicted model, not a curated record. Lineage: Eukaryota; Fungi; Ascomycota; Sordariomycetes; Hypocreales; Nectriaceae.